AUGCUAAAUCAGGGAAUGCCUUCUGUUUAUAAGUUUCGAAGUGGGCACAUGCCCUCUGGAAUAAAAACGACAGGUAAUCCAGCCUCAAGAUAUCACUUGUGUGAAUCAGACAUGGACACUUGCUCGGAUUCCGAGGAUGAUGGUGCCCGUUACUCUCUCGAGGCAUCGCCUCAGGAUGAUAAAGUUACCAGUGGUGGCACAAAACUAAGUUACUCGCGAACUGGGAGCAGCAACAAUGGGCUUGUUUUAGAGAGGAAGUUCAAGAUUCAGGCAAAUUUCGAGACUUUGCAACGGAGUGAGUUAAAUGCUGGUAUACCGAGUGCACCGCCAUUGGGUGGCUCAUGGGAUCGAGCUUUCAGUGAACUUUCUGCUUCGAAAGCUAAUGUUAAACCUUCAUUGGCAACUGCCAGUGCAACUGCAGUUGAACCAAAUGCUUGCAAGGGGACAAAUAUUGGUGCUACUGAAUUUAAUGCUUCUGAUGUGUCCACAAGGACUGCUGCAGCAUCCUCUAAUCCAUUGCACAAUACUCGAUAUCCUACAUUCCAUGCAAGUGGGUUAGGUCACUGGUGUGGUGUCAUCGCGUAUGAUGCUUGUGUUCGGUUAUGCCUUCACUCGUGGUCAAGGGAUGGGCGUAAGGAAGCUCCUGCAUUUUUGGCGAACGAGUGUGCUCUUCUGAGGGAUGCAUUUGGGCUCAGGAACAUAUUGUUGCAGGCAGAGGAAGAGCUCUUAAGAAAACAGUCUCCAGAGCUUGUUGGUGAAGGAGUUUCUGUAAAGACUAAGAAGACCAUUGGCAAGAUCAAAAUUCUAGUGAGGAAAGUGAAAAUGGGGUUCGAACCACCCACAGGAUGCACAUUUAAAUAUUUAAAGUCUGCAUCAGUUGUGAAGAUGGAAACAUUUCAGCAUAAAUUAUCCAAUGUGAAAUCAAUUGUUUCCUCCGAGAUGAAAGCACUAAAAAGAGAACGUGUGGCACCAACUGUUGUUGUGGAUGGCUCUUUAUUCCAACAGAGUUUGGCAUAUAUUACUGUUGGAACUCGUCGGUACUUAAAAGAAGUUCCUGAGCUCAUUAAAGCUGGUUUCAAGGCAUUCAGAAGCAGUUCAUCAUCAUCUGAAGAAGUACAAGAAUCAUAUUCUUGUACGUUGAGGCUAAAAAGCUCUCCAGAAGAGGAUGCGGUUAGAAUACAACCAGGAUCGGAUGAAAGUCGCGUAUUCUUGCCAGAAGGAUUUGGAGAUGAUCUGGUGAUUGAAAUACACGAUUCAAAGGGAAGGCGAUGUGGCCAAGCUUUACUUCAGGUGGCCGAUAUUGCUGAUGAACUGAGGGAGAAGCUUCGUUCGUGCUAUAUAUACCGUGAACCGGAGCAUGAGCAAGUUGGGAGAGUACAACUCCAUGUUAGUUAUUCAACUACACUGGAUGAAAACAGUCAGAAGUGUAUGUCUGUUGCCGAGACAAUUGCAUAUGACUGUGUACUGGAGACUGCACUGAAGAUCGAACAGUUUCAACAAAGAAAACUGAAUCUUACUGGUGAUUGGGCUUGGCUAGUGAAGGAAUUCGCUGCCCAUUAUGGAGUUUCGGAUGUGUACACAAAAUUAAGAUAUCUUUCAUAUGUUAUGGACGUUGCCACGCCUACUGCUGACUGUCUGCACUUGGUGCAUGAGUUGCUUCAGCCUGUUGUAAUUAAGGGCAAAUCCAAACAAUUAAGUCACCAAGAGAAUGCCACAAAAAAGAGAUCGAGAAGGCACUUGUCUGAAACGGACGAAUAUGUGUCGAACAACACGGAGAAUGUAGUGAUGGACCGGAUGGCUCUUUUAACUGCUUAUAGGAAGAUGAAAUCACUUUGUCUAAACAUACAAAAUGAGAUCUUGACCGAUAUCGAAAUCCACAAGCAGGAUAUUCUUCCUAGUUUCUUAGACCUUCCAAACCUUUCAUCAUCGAUAUACAGCACGGAGCUGUGCAGUCGAUUACGGGCAUUCCUUGUUUCGUGUCCUCCAGCGGGACCCACGCCUCCUGUGGUUGAGCUUGUCCUGGCCACUGCUGAUUUUCAGAGGGAUCUUGCCUUUUGGAAUAUUAGUUCUAUCAAAGGUGGGGUUGAAGCAAAAGAAUUGUUCCACACAUACAUCACACGCUGGAUUCAAGAUAAACGUCUAGCUCUGCUCGAGUUUUGCAAGGUUGACAAGACAAAGCCUUCGAGCUUACCUUCACAACAUUCGACAGCUUCCUUCGUUAAUGAUAUCUAUGGCCAGAUAAAGGAUACACUUGCUGAGUAUGAUAUCAUCAUAAGUCGGUGGCCAGAAUAUACUUUCACAUUGGAAAAUGCCAUAGCAGAUGUUGAGAAAGCUGUAAUCGAAAGCUUAGAGAGGCAAAAUGUUGAAGUUUUAUCUCCACUGAAAGACACUACCCCAAUCAAAUUGGGACUCAAAUAUGUACAGAAAUUCACAAAGGGGCAUAAUGUUCCUUACAAUGUGUCCCCUGAGUUGGGAGUACAUUUAAAUUCCAUGAAAAAAAUGCUCGAUACCUUAAGGCCCCAGAUAGAAGCACAGUUGAAGUUGUGGGGUUCGUGCAUACCUGAAAGUGAGAAUAUGCUUCCUGGAGAGUGUUUAAGUGAAGUAACUGUGAUGAUUAGAUCGAAAUUCAGAGCUUAUGUGCAAGCGGUUGUUGAUAAACUUGUUGAAAAUACAAAGUUGCAUAAUGGUACGAAGCUGAAAAAGAUAAUACAAGAUGCCAAGGAAAAUGAAACAGAGUCUGAUUUUCGGGGGAGAAUGCAGCCAUUGAAGGAGUUACUGUCAAAUACUAUUGAUCAAUUGCAUGCCAUUUUUGAUACUCAGGUGUUUGUGGUUGUUUCCAGAGUUUUCUGGGAUCGGAUGGGCCAGGAUGUGCUGAAGUUUUUGGAAGACCGGAAAGAAAAUAGAGCUUGGUACAAAGCUUCCAGAUUCGCUGUUAAUGUGUUAGACGACACAUUUGCUUCUCAAAUGCAGCACGUGCUCGGGAAUGGCAUGCAAGAGAAAGACCUCGAACCUCCACGAAGCAUAAUGGAGGUUCAAUCGAUGCUGUGUAAAGACACUGUAAACCAGAAAGACAACAAUUACUAUUUUUAGUUUUAGAAUUUUUGUCCCUAUUUUGCCCAAUUUUGAGCCUCUGAGUCGAGUAUAUGAGGUAUAGCAUUAGUGUAACUGAUGUAGAAAAAAGCCAACGCCUUCUUGGCUUCAAUUGUAUGUCUAUUUAUAUUUAUAUAUAUUAUAAAGUGAAAGUUUGUAUCUACCACGAUGUGUGAUUUUCUGGUGAUGAUUAGUUCAACUUGCCCUUAAACUUUUGACCGGUAGCCAGUCGUCGGGCCACCGGCCGAUAUUUCCACACGAUCGCGGGACUGUAAAUUUUUUUUUAAUCUUUUAGAUAUUUUAUUUA
Molecule: messenger RNA, 3397 nt
Organism: Striga asiatica
Lineage: Eukaryota; Viridiplantae; Streptophyta; Magnoliopsida; Lamiales; Orobanchaceae
Source: the annotation of a GenBank genome assembly